Molecule: messenger RNA, 855 nt
Organism: Cryphonectria parasitica EP155
Lineage: Eukaryota; Fungi; Ascomycota; Sordariomycetes; Diaporthales; Cryphonectriaceae
Exons: 1
Coding region: 1-855 (284 amino acids)
Molecular function (GO): nucleic acid binding
Source: RefSeq, a predicted model, not a curated record
AUGCCUGGCUCAACAGCCAUCUCCACCAACUGGGCACCACCUGGUCCCUCGAGCCCGUCCAAUUCCUCCCGCGCAGGCAAACGCCGCCGCGACGACGACGACAUUGAUUCCGACAGUGCCGCUGCCGCAGCAGACCCUCGAGUCAUCGACCUGACCAAAGAUUUCUCCUCUCAGCCACAUGCAAACCACCAGCUCUCCCGCAAGCAGCGGCGGGUCGGCCCCUCCACCUCCUCCAUCCCGCACACCCUGCCAACGCAGCCCCACGAGGAGCUGCUCGCCGAGCUGGGCGGCCGCUAUGAUAUCCUCACAGCCUCAGUUAUCUCCUCGAGCAAGAUCAACAAAAAGGUCACGUCCGUGCUAGCGCACCUGGGUCACGUCGACCUGUACAACCCCGAGAACAAGCCAGGCGUCAUGAUGCUACAUGCGCGAGCGGGCGACGCGGGGAAGAUGGUCACGGUUAUGGAGCUUGCGAAGAGACGGAUGGGCGAGGAGGGCGUGGCGUGGUACCAGUACAACCGGGUCUAUGAGGUUGCUGGCGAGGCGAAUACGCGGGGCAGAGGCGGUCCCAGCUCCCGCAGGGCCGCACGAGGCGCCAACCAGACGAUAAUCGAGGAUACGGUGAUGGACGGUGCCGAGCGGGACGAUGAUGGGGAGGAGGAGGAUGAGGAGGAACAGGAAGCCUUCGAGCCCAUACAGACGGCCUUGGACGUGGCUAUCCGAGACAAACCUGCAACUGAGCCCAAGACCACCUACAUGAGUAUUUUCCUGUCACGGGUCCCGAUCCCUGAGCUGCAGGCAAAAACUUCCAUCACCCUGCAGACGAAUGCCAACGAGGUUGGCAGUGGUAAGGCGUGA